CCAACGACACGCGGCGCCAUUUUGUGUGUUCCCUAACGGUGGCAGCUCGCUGUCAAAUCUUUGUUAAUUCGGCAAUGGACGGCAUUCUCACUGAUGUUGCAGUUGGCAUAAAGAGAGGAUCUGACGAACUUUCUGGCACCAUUCUCAGCAGUCCAAACUCUACAAUGAGCAGUGUGGUGGUUACUGCAAAUGGGAAUGACAGCAAGAAAUUUAAAGUUGAUGAUAAGAUGCUCGGAACUCCAUCCCGUGUUCUCCAUAUAAGGAAGCUGCCCACUGAAGUGAUGGAAACUGAGGUCAUAGCUUUGGGUUUGCCAUUUGGAAAAGUUACCAACAUUCUGAUGCUGAAAGGGAAAAACCAGGCUUUUUUGGAAAUGGCUUCUGAAGAGGCAGCUAUCACUAUGGUGAAUUAUUAUACUGCCGUAACUCCUCAUGUUCGGAACCAACCUAUCUACAUUCAGUACUCUAAUCAUAAAGAGUUGAAGACAGAUAAUGCUUUAAAUCAGCGUGCUCAAGCAGUUCUUCAGGCUGUAACUGCUGUACAAACUGCAAGUACACCCCUUACUGGAACUACGGCGAGUGAAAGUGCAGUGACCCCAACCCAGAGUCCAGUACUUCGAGUGAUUAUUGACAAUAUGUACUAUCCAGUGACUCUGGAUGUGCUUUAUCAGAUCUUUUCCAAGUUUGGUCCAGUACUGAAAAUAAUCACUUUUACGAAGAAUAAUCAAUUCCAAGCACUGCUGCAAUACUCAGAUCCAGUGAAUGCACAACAAGCAAAAUUGGCUCUGGAUGGUCAGAACAUCUAUAAUGCUUGCUGUACCCUCAGGAUUGAUUUUUCCAAGUUGGUCAAUUUGAAUGUUAAGUACAACAAUGAUAAAAGUCGUGACUACACUCGUCCAGAUCUUCCUUCAGGAGAUGGCCAGCCAGCUAUGGAUCCUGCUAUUGCUGCAGCGUUUGCAAAGGAGAACUCUCUUCUUGGUACCCCUGCAGGAAUGAUGUCUGGGCCAUACAGUGGAGGGUCUGGGUUUCCAUCUUCAAUCAGCUUUACACAGUCUGCAGCUGUUCCAGGAUCACUGAGCCCUUUGGCUAUGCCUGGUGCUGCAGCAGCUGCAGGCCGAGUAGCAAUGUCUGGAGUUGCUUCUGCCAACCACAGUGUCCUCCUGGUUAGCAAUCUGAAUGAUGAGAUGGUUACGCCCCAAAGUCUGUUUACCCUCUUCGGUGUUUAUGGUGAUGUGCAACGUGUGAAGAUUUUGUACAAUAAAAAAGACAGUGCUCUGGUGCAAAUGGCUGAUGUUAACCAGGCUCAGCUGGCCAUGAGCCAUUUGAAUGGGCAGAAAAUGUACGGAAAGAUUAUUCGUGUUACCCUGUCCAAACACCAGACGGUGCAGUUGCCUCGUGAAGGCCUAGAUGACCAGGGAUUGACAAAAGAUUUCACCAAUUCUCCACUCCAUCGUUUCAAAAAGCCUGGUUCAAAGAAUUUUCAGAAUAUAUUUCCUCCCUCUGCAACUCUUCAUUUGUCAAAUAUUCCACCUUCUGUUACUGAAGAGGUUCUUAAGACACUAUUUGUAAAAACUGGAGGCAAAGUGAGAGGUUUUAAGUUCUUCCAAAGAGAUCACAAAAUGGCAUUGCUGCAAAUGUGUUCUGUGGAGGAAGCCAUCCAGGCACUCAUUGAUCUUCACAACUAUGAUCUUGGAGAAAACCACCAUCUGAGAGUUUCCUUUUCCAAAUCAACCAUCUGAGAAUUGAAAGAGUUGAAUUAUUUGAUUUUGAUUGUGGUUAGUGACUUGUUUCAAGGAGUUGGGACCAGAGUUAACAAUUCCAGCUGUUGUCAUUCCUUCGUAUAUACAUUUGUGAUACUAAAAUUGGAAGAUGAACAUUCAUUAGAAUGAGCAGAGGAAAUUUAUUCAGCUGUUAAUUGGAAUGAAAAUUAAAACGUUCUUUAUGUUGAAGCUUUUUAGGAAUUCAUUUAUUUUAAUUUUGGGAGAUUUGAAUAAUCUCUAGUUUUCUUUAGUAGAAAAUGUCUGAAGAGAAAUGUGCCUUAUCUUAACAGUUGAAAAAUUCUAUUAAUACAAUUGAAUAUACUGUGGAAGUAACGCUGGGGCCUUUAAGGCACAUGGUUGGAGAACUUCAGUAAUAGUGAGAGUAUUGUGUAAAUGUUAGCACUAAGUUGCAGUUUUGCUUGUUGCUGAUUAUACAUUUUGUAGAUGUUUGGAGUUGACAUUGCAAAUGGCUUAUGUGCAUUUAUAUUUCCAUCUUUUAGUUUGUAAUUAAGGACUGAAAAUGGCUGUGGACUUUUGAGCAUGUGCAGUCAAGUCUAGUUCAAGAAAUUGGUGCAUGUUAUAGAAAGGCAAAAGAGAAAUGCCUCAUUUUAAAAAAAAAAGAUGGGAGCAAAAAGGAUAGUUUUGUGGCAGUUUCUGGAAUGGACAACCAGGUGGGACCAAAGUUUAUGUGCCUUUAGUCUUAAUUUACCUUGCAUUGUAAUAUUCAGUUUUAAUAAACCUCUUCAAGGUAUUUUGUAUUUGAAUGGAGACAGACUUUAUAAUCAGUUCUGUAUCUUCAAAAUUAGAGGAAUUGUAUCAGUAGAUUUCAUCACUUGAAGAGAAGUCCAACAACUGCAGUUGUCAAAUUUAAGUAGUUUACUGGCCAGGAACUUUUUAGAUCUAUGUAUUAGCAUUCAUAUACAUAGACUCUCUGGACUAUGUAGCAAAAAAGUCAUAUAUAUUUUCUAUAUUAGUUACGUUUUUACAUCUUGAUCUGUAGCUAUGUAAAUCUCAGUAUAGUUUGAAAGAGGCACAAUUAAAGUUAAUUUUCUAACAAAAUUGGGAUGUUUGAUGGUUGUGUUGACUUCUGAUUUUUUCCCCUGUGUACUCUGUUUGCUUGCCUGUAGCAUGCCUAAUAAAUACUUCUGUAGCUCUAUCCACCUCUUCUGUCUUUCUGUACUGCUAUUCCUCACUUCCCUUGUUUGUCUUCACCUCAUUAAGCUUCUGACUUUAUAGUUAAUACUCCUGACAGAAUGGGAAAGUUUUGUACUUCCAGCUAUAACAGGACCAUAAUUCAAUUGGAGCGCAAAUGAUCCAACAACUGGUUUCCUCUUGCCAAAUGUCCAAAACCUGGAGCCACGCAAUUUUGAUGGUGAAUCUCGUAAUUAAGUGUUAAUGUGAAAUUCUUGGAAAUUGAUAAAUUUUAACUGAAAUAAAUCUCCUUAGUUUAUUUUGACAAAGUAACUUCAUGUAGAUAAAUACUAAUUAUCUUCAUUUUGAAGGAGUAAAAUGGUUUUAAAGAUUUAUAAUACUGUAAAUGUUCAGAACUUAUCCCAGAGUUAGCAUGAAAUUACCUGCACUGCAAUAGGACUGAAGACAUUUCUUUAUUGUUCAAAAAUAAUGUAGAUUAACACUUUUAAAACUAAUUAGCUACAAACUUAAAAAGGCUAGGAGAUAUUUCCACUGGAGAUGAUUUGCAAAAUAAAUAUAGAUGUUCUAGCUUUUAUAUUAAAAAAUUAUUUAAAAAAUUAAAAUUGAUGAAAUAUACUGUCAAUAUUAGGACAAUGGCAUUUGGGAUAAAUUUCAUGCUUCAAAAAAAUUAAAUGUUUGUAGGUAAGUUUCCUUUUAGAAAAUGAUUAUCUUGUUUUGCAGUAUUUUUACAAUUCAUAUUUUACCCUAUAAAACAGCUGCAGGCUUAUUUGUGAAACAUUAAUGUUAAUAUGAACAUUAUUUUACCCAAAAGUCAUUGCAACGAUUGGUUUGUACCCACUGACAAAUAAAUUAAAUGAUAUAGAAAUCUGACAUAAACUUGGUGACUACAUAAUCUCUUUUUGUAAAUCAACUUUAAACUCAAACAAUAUGAAAAUUAUCUGAGAGAGCAUUGGCAAGCAUUUUCAGGUCUCAGGUGCAUGAUACAAACAUCUGAAACUAGAUUUGGUACUGACAAUAAUAAAAUAAUGUAGUAUUGGUGCUUGAGGGGUAAACAAGCAUUUUUGAGUAUGACAAAACUUGAUUAUUAUUUUAAUUGUCCACUGAGAAAAUAGGAAGCAAUUACCUAAAAUGUUCAUGUACGUUCUGAGAGCAAAACGAAAUUGCUGUUAAAUAUGCUAACACUCCUUUUGCAGUGUAACUGAAAUUUGGAUAUUGAUAUAACCAAAUACAUACUGAAUUCAAAAUUUCAUAAGAAUAAAUUUAUAUUUGUACUAAAAUUUUCUGCUGAUUAGUUCAUAAUUAAAGUCUAUAUUUUCAGCUCAUAAAAAUCACUUUAUGUGCUUUCAUCUGGCCUUUCAUUUAUUUGUAAAAGCCAAAGAUGAAACACCACAGCUCACAAAAUGCACAUUUUUGUUUCCAGCCGAUUUACUUGAUGCAGUAUGGCUCUGUCAUAAAAAUGCCUUGGUUUCAGCUUCCUCACUUAACAGCAUUUUGGCACUUCGUCGUAGCCUCCACAUGUGCAAUAUUUUGGCAUUUUGUCUAUCAGACUAAGUUGUUAAAAGAUUACUUUCUUUGAUUACAUGUCUUCAUUAAAAACAACUUGGUUGUGAGCACAUGUCUACUAGAAGCUAACACGAAGAAUUUUUUUUAUUUUAACUGAAGCUUUCUGAGAUUCAAGGUUGUUUAUUGCCAUUCUCCAAUACAUGAGUGUAAAGGAGAACAAAAUGAUUGUUACUCUGAAUCCAAUGUGACAUUAAAAAAAUACUAAGCAGAAAAAAACACAAUAAAUAUAAACAUAAAAACUAUCCUAUAAAACAAUGUACAAGUAACUGUUAGUGUGGCCAUAUAUAUACACCUAAGAAUUAGCUUUUAUAUAUAUAUAUAUAGAUUGUAUGUACAUAAUGUGACACUAGUUUCAGGAGUAUUUGAGCAUAAGAUGACUGAUGGCAUGAUAAAGUUGUAAAGUGAUUCUUGGCAAGAGGAACUCAUCUAAUUAGCAGCAGCAUACAUGAAAACACAGUAGGACAGCGACUGCGUCAGUGUAGGUAUGAGGUGUGGGGUGCAAGUGUAAAGUCGCAGUGCAUGGGGGGUUUGGAAGGGUGCUAGGGGGCUGCAGCGAGGAGUGGUUGAUGUGUAUGUAGCUACCCAAAGUUCAGAUUGGCUUUAAAUAGGUGCAUUUGUUGGUCAAGUUGCAAAGAUGGGCUAUUUAUUCUGUCUCAGGGUAAAUUAGUGCGUUAAUCAUGUAACUUAAAGGGGAAAAGAAUCAAUGUAAUAUGUGCUUUUGAUUAAACAGCGAUUAACUUCUGAAAGCUUUUCAAAGGUGAAUAUGACAAAAUCUCAUUUUAGCAAACAACUUUCAAAUUAACACAAUGGACUUCCUCAUGAAAUCCAGUUUUAUCAUCACUUUAAUGCCUCAUUUGUGAUUAAUCAUCUAAUUCAUGUCCUCUUGCUGUCCCAUUUCAUCUAAAUGCAGUCUUAAAUCUUGCCUAUUUCUCAUUUCCAACUGUUUUGCUAUUCACUGAUUCUGUUACUAAUGAUGGUCAUACCACCAAGAGGAUUUGUGGGAACACUGAAUGUGCUGAAAAUUUCCCAGUGGAAGAUCAAAUUCACAAUAAGUGAUAUCUAUCAGUAGUAAGGAUAUAUUCUCUAUUUGGAUGGUAAUUUGUUCAAGGAGUUGCAUAUUGUUUCCAUUUCUGGUUCACAUUGAAGUUGAAGGUAAUAUUGCUUCCUCACACCUGACCCUGGCACACUACUAUGUCAGUUUGUCAGAAUGAUUUUUGUUCAAUUUAUCUCUAGCAUGUAUUCCUAGAUUUACUGAAUUAACCAAUUUGCUUGUCCCUGACAUUAUUAGUAAAAUCAUUGAAAGGAAAUGCUGGUAGAUAUUGUACCAUUUUCAAAAAAAUAUUUUGGUCAUAUUAACAGUCAAAAUUAGUCGUUUUGCCACUUCAAGGGUUUUUUUCCUGAUAUGGUACCUGAGCAUAAUUCUAGAUCUAGCAGUUUACUGGAACUAUUAGACUCAACCACUUAAAAGCACCCCACUUUAAAACUCAGUUGCACUUUCUAUGUUGGCUUGUGGUAGUAUAUUUUCCUGUGUUUAUUGCCAUCGUUCAGAAUUGUCAACAUUCUCAACUUCAGCUUUGUUACUUUUAUUAUUUUAGUAUGAGGGUGUGUUGGCAUGCCCACCCAUCCCUAAUUUUCUUGAGUAAGUGGAGAAGAGCCUUCACUAUCAAUCAAAACAGAAGUAAUCUGUCUAGUCUUUCGUGGCUACUCGUCAUUCAGUACAGUAUCCUCACUGCCACUUUACUGCACCCCUGUACCCCUGGAUUCUCUGAUCAAGGAUCACCUUUAUUCAUCAUACAUUGCAUAGAUCAGAUAUUUGCUGUGGUAUUGGUGUGAGUCUCUCAGCGCUAACAUGUUGGCUGUAGUAUCUGAAAAUAUGCAGCAAUUAAGCUCCCACAGCCCUCUCUGGUGAAUUAUCAAGAUUAGUGGGUGAAGAAUUUUCUUCUAAGCUCUGCCCUGAAAGGCCCAAACUGCUUUUAAUCUUGCGUGACAAACUUGCUCUUUCAGGAAGCAAUAUGGAGAACAUUUCCAGUACACCCUCUUUUGUAUUUAUAUUCUUAACUUCAGUUGGGAGAUCAUGCACAAUGCUUUUGUGUAAUUUCACCAGAACCUUAUACAAUUGGAGCAAGGUGUUGAAUUGGUGUAGCAUAUGGGUAGAUUUAUAAUUUGGAUUCAGUGAAGGGAUGGAAGUCGAUUUGUGCUGCUUCAUUCACUGGUGUUGAAUGGGAAGGCAAGGUGGAUAACUGACUUACGAAGAAUUUGUCUCUUGUCCUGGAUUUCAUUUCCCUGUGUACUUGGAAAUUGAUCGUAGAUGGCUAUCUAGAAUAGGUACUUCUACAUAAAUUCUUUACGGGUAGACGAAUUGGCAAUGUAAGGAUUCCCAGUGUGAGUUUUCAUAUAUCUUAGCAUUUCUGUUCAAUUUGUAAACAUACUUUUCAAGUCAUUGAAAAUGGAAGAAUACAUGAGAUAGUUUUAGUACAAAAUGCAACUAUAUACAGUGCCUAUAAAAAGUGUGUCCCCCCCCCCCCCAGAAUUUUCAUUUUGUUUUGUUGCUUUACAACAUUGAAUCACAGUGGAUAUAAUUUGGAUUUUUUUUGACACUGAUCAACGGGUACGACUCUUCUAUGUCAAAGUGAAAAGAGAUGUUCAGAGGCAGAGGCUAGAGAGCACUCCUGUGGCUGUACCCCUUGACAAUAAGUACUCCUGUUUGAGUACUUUUGGGAGGGAUGGCGUACCUGGGGGAAGCAACAGUGGCUGGGCAUCUGGCACAGAGUCUGGCCCUGUGGCUCAGAAGGAUAGGGGAAAGGAAGAGGAUGGCAGCAGUGAUAGGGGACUCUAUAGUUAGGGGUCAGACGGGCGAUUCUGUGGAUGCAGGAAAGAAGCGCAGAUGGUAGUUUGUCUCCCAGGUGCCAGGGUCCGAGAUAUUUCUGAUCAAUUCCACGAUAUCCUGAAGUGGGAAGGAGAACAGCCCGAGGUCGUGGUACAUAUUGGUACCAAUGACAUAGGCAGGAAAAUGGAGGAUGUCCUGAAAGCAGACUACAGGGAGUUAGGAAGGAAGUUGAAAAGCAGGAGCACAAAGGUAGUCACCUCAGGAUUACUGCCUGUGCCACGUGACAGUGAGUAUAGGAAUAGAGUGAGGUGGAGGAUAAAUGCAUGGCUGAGGGAUUGGAGCAGGGGGCUGGGAUUCAGAUUUCUGGAUCAUUGGGACCUCUUUUGGGGUAGAAGUGACCUGUACAGAAAGGACAGGUUGCACUUGAAUCCAGGGGGACCAAUAUCCUGGUGAGGAGGUUUGCUAAGGUUAUUGGAGAGUGUUUAAACUAGGAUUGCAGGGGGGUGGGAACUGAACUGAAGAGACUGAGGAAGAAGUGGUUGGCUCACAAAUAGAGGAAGCCUGGAAACAGUGCGAGAGGGAGGAUAGACAGGUGAUAGAGAAGGAACACGCUCAGACCAAUGGUUUGAGAUGUGUCUAUUUUAAUGCAAGGAGGAUUAUGAACAAAGCAGAUGAGCUUAGAGCGUGGAUCAGAACUUGGAGCUUUGAUGUUGUGGCCAUUACAGAGACUUGGAUGUCAGGGACAGGGAUGGUUACUUCAAGUGCCAGGCUUUAGAUGUUUCAGAAAGGACAGGGAGGGAGGCAAAAGAGGUGGGGGCACUCAUGAUCAGUGAUAGUGUCAUGGCUGCAGAAAAGGAGGAAGACAUGGAGGAAGACAUAGUCCACGGAGUCUCUGGGUGGAAGCUAGGAAUAGGAAGGGGACAAAACUUUACAGGGUGUUUUUUAUAGACCACCCAAUAGUAAUAGGGACAUCGAGGAGCAGAUAGGGAGACAGAUUCUUGAAAUGUGUAAGAAUAACAGGGUUGUUAUGGGAGAUUUUAAUUUCCCAAAUAUCGAUUGGUAUGUCCCUACAGCGAGGGGUUUAGAUGAGGUGGAGAUUGUUAGGUGUGUUCAAGAGGGUUUCUUAACACAAUAUGUAGAUAAGCCUACAAGAGGAGAGGCUGUACUUGAUCUGAUGUUGGGAAAUGAACCUGGUCAGGUGUCAGAUUUCUCAGUGGGAGAGCAUUUUGGAGAAAGUGAUCAUAAUUCUAUCUCCUUUACCACAGCAUUGGAGAGGGAUAGGAACAGACAAGUUAGGAAAGCGUUUAAUUGGAGUCGGGCAGGAACUUGGAAGCAGAUGUUCUCAGGGGAAUGUAUGGAAGAAAUGUGGCAAAUGUUCAGGGAUAUUUGCGUGGAGUUCUGCAUUGGUAUGUUCCACUGAGACAGGGAAAGGAAGAUAGGGUACAGGAACUGUGGUGUACAAAGGCUGUUGUAAAUCUAGUUAAGAAGAAGAGCUUACGAAAAGUUCAAAAAGCGAGGUAGUGAUAGAGAUCUAGAAGAUUAUAAGGCUAGCAGUAAGGAGCUUAAGAAUGAAAUUAGGAGAGCCAGAAGGAGCCAUGAGAAGGCCUUGGCGAACAGGAUUAAGGAAAACCCCAAGGCAUUCUACAAGUAUGUGAAGAGCAAGAAGUUAAGAUGUGAGAGAAUAGGACCAAUCAAGUGUGACAGUGGAAAAGUGUGUAUGGAACCGGAGGAGAUAGCAGAGGUACUUAAUGAAUACUUUGCUUCAAUAUUCACUAUGGAAAAGGAUCUUAGCGAUUGUAGGGAUGACUUUCAGUGUACUGAAAAGCUUGAGCAUGUAGAUAUUAAGGAAGAGGAUGUGCAGGAGCUUUUGGAAAACAUCAAGUUGGAUAAGUCACCAGGACCAGAUGAGAUGUACCCCAAGCUACUGAGGGAGGAGAUUGCAGAGCCUCUGGUGAUGAUCUUUGCAUCAUCAAUGGGGACAGGAGAGGUUCCGGAGGAUUGGAGGGUUGCGGAUGUUCCAUUAUUCAAGAAAGGGAGUAGAGAUAGCCCAGGAAAUUAUAGACCAGUGAGUCUUACUUCAGUGGUUGGUAAGUUAAUGGAGAAGAUCCUGAGAGGCAGGAUUUAUGAACAUUUGGAGAGGCAUAAUAUGAUUAGGAAUAGUCAGCAUGGCUUUGCGAAAGGCAGAUCAUGCCUUACGAGCCUGAUUGAAUUUUUUGAGGAUGUGGCUAAACACAUUGAUGAAGGUAGGGCAGUAGUUGUAGUAAUUUCAGCAAGGCAUUUGACAAGGUACCCCAUGAAAAGCUUAUUGAGAAAGUAAGGAGGCAUGGGAUCCAAGGGAACAUUGCUUUGUGGAUCCAGAAUUGGCUUGCCCACAGAAGCAGAGUGGUUCUAGACGGGUCAUAUUCUGCCUGGAGGUCGGUGACCAGUGGUGUGCCUUAGGGAUCUGUUCUGAGACCCCUACUCAUUGUGAUUUUUAUAAAUGACCUGGAUAAAUACAUGGAGGGAUGGGUUAGUAAAUUUGCUGAUAACACAAAGGUUGGAGGUGUUGUGGAUAAUGUGGAGGGCUGUUGGAGGUUACAGCAGGACAUUGAUAGGAUGCAAAACUGAGCUGAGAAAUGACAGAUGGAGUUCAACCCAGAUAAGUGUGAAGUGGUUCAUUUUGGUAGGUGAAAUAUGAUGGAAGAAUAUAGUAAUAAUGGUAAGACCCUCGGCAGUGUGGAGGAUCAGAGGGAUCUUGGGGUCCGAGCCCAUAGGACAACCAAAGCUGCUGUGCAGGUUGACUCUGUGGUUAAGAAGGCAUACAGUGCAUUGGCCUUCGUUAACUGUGGAAUUGAAAUUAGGAGCCAAGAGGUAAUGCUGCAGCUAUACAAGACCCUGGUCAGACCCCACUUGGAGUACUGUGCUCAGUUCUGGUCGCCUCACUACAGGAAGGAUGUGGAAACCAUAGAAAAGGUACAGUGGAGAUUUACAAUGAUGUUGCCUGGAUUGGGGAGCAUGCCUUAUGAGAAUAGGUUGAGCGAACUUGGCCUUUUUUCCUUGGACUGAUGGAGGAUGAGAGGUGAUUUGGUGGAGGUGUAUAAGAUGAUGAGAGACAUCGGUCGUGUGGAUAGUGUGACGCUUUUUCCCAGGGCUGAAAUGGCUAGCACGAGAGGGCACAGUUUUAAGGUGCUUGGAAGCAGAGGAGAUAUCAGGCAUAAGUGUUUUUACACAGAGAGUGGUGAGUGCGUGGAAUCGGCUGCCGGCGACGGUGGUGGAGCCGGAUACGAUAGGGUCUUUUCAGAGACUCUUGGACAGAUAUGUGGAGCUUAGAAAAAUAGAGGGCUAUGGGUAACCCUAGGUAAUUUCUCAGGUAAGCACAUGUUCGGCACAGCUUUGUGGGCCGAAGGGCCUGUAUUGUGCUGUAGAUUUCCUAUGUUUCCAGAUCUCUACAAAGUGAUAUAAAUUAAUUACAGAUAUAAAACACAAAAUAAUUGAUUGCUUAAGUAUUCACCUCCCUUUAAUAUGACAGACCAAAUCAUCACUGGUGCAGCCAAUUGGUUUUGAAGUCAUAUAGUUAGUUAAAUGGAGGUCACCUGUGUGCAGUCAAGGUGCUUGUAGUAAGGUUGAUUGUAGUAAAACUACACCUGUAUCUGGAAGGUCCAACUACUGAUGAGUCAGCAUCCUGGUAAAAAAAACUGCACCUUGAAAACAAAAGAACACUCCAGGGAACUCUGCGAAAAGGUUAUUAAAAAGCAUGAGUCUGGAGUUGGAUACAAGAAAAUUUUAAAGUCACUGAAUAUCCCUUGGAGUAUAGUGAAGUAGUCAUAAAGAAAUAAAAAGAAUAUGGCACAGCUGCAAAUCUGCCUAGAGCAGGCUGUCCUCAAAAACUGAGUGAUCGUGCAAGAAGGGGACUAGUGAGGGAGGCACCAAGAGACCUAUAACAACUCUGGGGGAGUUAAAAGCUUUGUGGGAGAGUGGCAAAGAGAAAUCCACUGUUGAAAACACUCAAAUGAUAUCUCGGCUUGAGUUUGCCAGAAGCCAUGUGGGAGGUUGGAGUCAGCUGGAAGAUGGUUCUAUGGUCUGAUGAAACUAAAAUUGAACUUUUGGGUAUCCACUGUUUGGUAUAAGUCAAACACAGCACAUUGUCAAAAACACACCAUCCCUAUCAUGAAGCAUGGAGGUGGUUGCAUCUUGGUGGGGAUUCUUCAAUGCAGCAGGGCCUGGCAAGCUUGUGAAGAUGGAGGGUAAAAAGAGUGCUGCCAAAUACAGGGAAAUCCUAGAGGAAAACCUGAUACAGUGUACAAGAGAACAUAUAGAACAUAAAACAGUACAGGCCCUUCGGCCCACAAUCUUGUGCCGACCCUUAAACACUGCCUCCCAUAUAACCCUCCAUCUUAAAUUCCUCCAUAUACUUGCAACUUGGGAGAAGAUUUGCUUUCCAGCAAGGCAAUGACCCCAAGCAUAAAGCCAAAGCUACACAGGAAUGCCUUAAAAACAACGAAGUUAAUGUCCUACAGUGGCAUCUAAAUACAUCUAAUGACCUGGCCUCCACAGCUACAUGUGGCAACAAAUCCCACAAAUUUACCACCCUUUGGCUAAAGAAAUUUCUCCGCAUCUCUGUUUUGAAAGUGCACCCCUCUAUCCUGAGGCUGUGCCCUCUUGGCCUGGGCAACCUUGAGCACAAAUGAUUUUCUAGCAUGCGUUAUUCAUUAAUUUGAUGCAAAACAUAACUAGGUGUAUUUAAAUAGAUAAUUCCCGUAUUUCAAGUUUUUUAUGGCAUUUAUCUGGCCCACCAUCCGCUCAUUAAUACGCGAUCUGGCCCCUGUCCUAGACUCCCACCAUAGGAAACAUCCUUUCCACAUCUACUCUGUUUAUGCCUUUCAACAUUUGUAAGGUUUCAAUGAGAUUCCCACCCCCACUGCCAUCCUUCUGAAUUCCAGCGAUUAUAGACCCAAAGCCAUUAAACGAUCCUCGUAUGAUAACCCUUUCAUUUCUGGAAUCAUCCUUGUGAAUCUUCUGGACCCUCUCCAAUACCAGCACAUCCUUUCUACGAUGAGGGGCCCAAAACUGUUCACAAUAUUCAAGGUGAGGCCUAACCAGUGCCUUAUAAAGCCUCAGCAUCACAUCCUUGCUCUUGUAUUCUAGACCUCUUGAAAUGAAUGCUAAUAUGGCAUUUACCUUCCUCACCACUGACUCGACCUACAAGUUAACCUUUAGGGUGUUCUGCACAAGGACUCCCAAGUCCCUCUGCAUCUCAGAUUUUUGGAUUUUCUCCCCAUUUAGAAAAUAAUCGGUACAUUUAUUUCUACUACCAAAGUGCAUGACCAUAUAUGUUGUUCUCUAAAGACAAAGUGGCCCGACCUGUAAGGAUUGGAGGUUCCCUACAAACUGCCCUGCUGCUGGAGGAAACAACAGAAAUGCUGGAUGAACUAGCAAGUAAAGCAUCAUCUGUGGAAAGAGAAACCAGUUAAUAUUUGGUUCAGAGACUCUUCCUUAGAACUGCUACAGAUGUUGGUGCAAGCAGCUAAUGGCUACACUCAGUCCUCCACUUGAAAAAGUUAAGAUAAAUGAGUGAGCUUUUAAGUUCUGUGGGAUUUCAGGCAUCCCCUAAAACAACUCGAGCAUUGUUGGAAGAUUGGGAAGGCAAUGCUUGUGCGAAUGUCAGUGAGGAGCACCUUUAUAACCAAAGAACCUUACAGCAGAGAAGGACUUGGAUCACUCAGUAUGCUUGUAUAAGUUCUUUGACAGAAUUAUCCAAUGUCCUCUGAGUUGUUUUAGAGUGAUAGAACCUAGAGCACAGAAAUGGGCCUUUUGGCUCUUCUAGCCUGUGCCAGCCUGGUUUUAUGCCUAGUCCCAUUACCUGCACCUGCCCUCCACACCUCUUAGUCAUGUAUCUAUCCAAACUUCUCUUAAAUGUUAUAUUUGAACCUGCCUCCCCCUCUUCUGCUGGCAGCACAUUCCACACUCACACACCCAUUUGAGUGAAGAAGCUCCCCUUCAGAUUUUUCUUAAAUAUUUCACCUUUCAACUUCAACCUAUGACCUCUACCUAGUUCUAGUCUCACUCAACCUGAGAGGAAAAAGCCCACAUGCAUUCACAGUAUUUAUACUCCUGUAAUUUUGUACACCUCUUUAAGAUCUGUCCUUAUUAUCCUGCACUCCAAGGAACAAAGUCCUAACCUAUUCAUACUUACCCUCUACUCCAGGUCCUCAAGUCCCAGUAGCAUGCUUCUACUGUUAUCUUCAAGAACUUAACCAAUUUCUCUUUGAAAGUUGUGAUCCAGUUUUCUCCCACCUUUCUCUCAAGCAAUGAUUUUUUUUAAAAUCAUAACAUACAACUGCAAAAUCUGUAUCUUCCAUCAUUUUCAGCUUCAUGGCCAAUUAUCUUGAGUUUGCAUCCUUAGGUUAUUGACUUCCCCAGCAAUGAAUACAUACCUUCUCUGCUGUAAGAAAAACAAUCUCAGCUUUUAGUGUCUGCACAUUUCUGGUACUAUUCUAGUAAAUUUUCCCCAUGCAUUCUGUCAGCCUUGUUGAUUCUUCCCCUUCACCCCCCCCCCCAUAGUAUAGUGUCUUGAGAUGCAAGCAAUCUAGCUGAAAAUUAAAGCAGCAAAUGUAAAUGUUCAGCAUUUCUUUUGUAAUCUAUGCCUCUCUAAAGCUAAUAAUUCCAUAUUCCCUUCUGUAACAGUCUUCAAUAUACAUGUGACUCUUAAGCACUCUUCCUUGCUACAGCUUUUGUAAGAUGGUGCAAGUUUUAUUUGUGUUUUAUAUGAAGGAACUUCAAGGUUCGGCAUAUAUUAGAAACUAAAGAAAGCAUCCUGCAGGCAAAUAAAAAUUGCAGAAGACAAAUUAAAGCAGGGAUAAUAAAUCCUGAAUGCAUACAGACUAUGUGAACAAUGGAGCAAUGGGAGGAUAGUUUCCGUGAUUGAGGUGGGAAGGGAAAACUUGCCCUUGAUAGAUACAGUGGAUUCCAGUUAAUUGCGCUAUUGGUUAAUCAGGGCAGCUGCUUAUUUGGGACAACUGUUAAAGAACAAAAGCUAAUUCAGAAAAUUGCCAAGAUUCCCUUUGUUUAUAUAGGACACUAUACCAAUAGAAUUGGGGCAAGAGUCUGUUGCCAAAUAGGUUUUAACUAGCGUCAUUUGUAUGUGUUUGUGAUCAAAAAAGUGUUUUUGUAACUGGUAAUUGGCGGGAGCUUAUGCAGUAAGACAAUUCGAAAUUGUUUAGCUCACUGCGGUUUCAAGCAUUCAGGUUUGGAGAUGCCAGAAAUGGCUGGGAGUGAAUAUAAAACAAUUUCACUACUUCAGCAGGUUAGGAAUUAUGGGGAAUUUGAAGGUGUUGACAGUCAUCUUGAAUGUUACAUUAAAAAUGAAAAUUUAUAGGAUGCAAUCAUUGAUAGUAUUGUAUGAAAGCAGUGCAUUAUCUGCUGAUUUUAAUCAUUGCUUACACAGAAUGAAUUCCUCCGUCAAUAACUAUUAAAAACUAAUAAACAGUUUUAUAGUACUGUUCUAAUGUAUUCUGUAUUUAAUAAACACGCAAUUUGUUACCCAGUUUGUCUUGUACUUUUUUAACUAUUUCCAUGAAACUUUGGCUAAUUGGGACAGCCCCUUAAUUGGGCCAAAAUGUACUGAUCCCGAUGUGUCCCAAUUAACCACAAUCCACUGUAUAUGAAAUGGGUAAUAGUGCAGUAGUAUGCUUCUCCUAUUUUAUUCUGUAAUAGUGAACAAUCAUAUUUUGUCACAGAUUUACUGUAUUCAGCUUUGCCAGAAAUCAGUCUGAUCUCUAUAAUGUGCAAAAAUGAACAUAGAACAUAGGAAAAUAUAGCACAGGAAUCGGCAAUUUAGUCUUCAAUGUCUGCUAAACGUGAUGCCAAAUUAAACUAAAUCUCUUCUGCCUGCACAUGACCUAUAUCCCUCCAUUUUCUGCAGCUGUAUGUGCCUAUUCAUAAGCUUCCUAACCACCACUACUGUAUCUUGACAGCCUGUUCCAGGCAUCCAACUUACCCUCUUUUUUUUAAAAAAAAGGCCCCUCACAUCUUUAAACUUUUCCCCCCUCACCUUAAAUGAUUAUGCUCUAGUGCCUGAUGUUUAUAACCUGAGAAGAAGAUUCUAUACACACUAUUUAUUCCUUGAUAAUUUUAUAAACUUGUAUCUCCCCUCAGCCUCAGCAUCCCAGAGAAAACAACCCAAAUUUGUCCAAUCCUCACAUGCCCUCUAAUCUUGGCAAUAUCCUAGUAAACUUCUGAACU
Messenger RNA from Mobula hypostoma (lesser devil ray), 15519 nucleotides. It is a transcript of the gene ptbp2a, whose product is annotated as polypyrimidine tract binding protein 2a. Gene Ontology annotation, biological process: regulation of RNA splicing; mRNA processing. The transcript is spliced from 15 exons. The coding region runs from base 75 to 1736 and encodes 553 amino acids. The record is from RefSeq and is a predicted model, not a curated record. Gene Ontology annotation, cellular component: nucleus. NCBI's taxonomy places the organism in Eukaryota, Metazoa, Chordata, Chondrichthyes, Myliobatiformes, Myliobatidae. Gene Ontology annotation, molecular function: mRNA binding.